AUGACGAACGUGAUAACGGUAUCCCAUACUCCACUGGAUAUUGUACAUCCAGGAGGUGCAGAUUCAAUGGGAAGUGAAUUGCGUGACUCAUUAAAAACAGGCAACCGUUCCGCACUUCGUCCUCCGUUUUCCCUUUCUAAGCCUGAGCGCAAAGCAACAACGUCGACCACCACUGCCCAGCGAAAGACUACAACACUGUCUCGGGGUCGGAGACGAGAUCACUCAGCCUGCCCACAAUUCUCCGCCGACAAAAUCAAGGAGACCGAUCCAUACCGAGUCGAACUGCUUUGGCGAGAAGUCAUGGCACCAAAAAAUCCGUCAUACUUACGCCCAACGAAAUCCAGCCAAGUCAGGAACGAGGCCCGCCUGAAUAAGCCAAAUCCGUCACCUGAAAACCCUACAACAGAUGAGGAUCCAGCAGGUUCUUUCACAGCACCUACCUCUAUAACAGCUACCAGCAGAAAACAGAGCGUCAAAACCGCCACGGUCCGCGACGUCGACUUCGAACACACUCAGUUAAUUCCGCGGGGUGUUGACAUGAAUCGAGACACAGAUGUGAGUCUGGGCUCUGUGGCAGGGGCUUACGCCUAUUUUCGCUCCGAACCACCUUCGAACCUGGCGGAAUCAUGCGAAUUCUACAGAUCCAUUGUUCAGAAGAGCCUGGCAGGAAGAGUUGAACGGGAUGUAGACGAUUCGAUCUUCCCAGCAAUGGGCGCCGGCUUUGUGGAAUCCGUGCACACGGCCUAUCGCAGCCUAGGGGAGGCAGGACUUCCAGAACCUGAGUUCAAGGCAUAUGCUUUGCAGAAUCUGUUCAUUGGGCAGUACGGCCUCCUAGCAGAUGACACUAGACGGCAGCUUUGUGCUGUACGGUCUGUGGAAUGGUCGCUCAAGCCCCGCGAAUACCACGAAUCCCGCUUGUGGCGUGCGCCUCCAAUCCUCUCUCCGAACUCUCCUCCUUCCAAGCGCUUUGUCUUCGACAUUUACCCCGACUGUCAAUUCUGGCUUUGCGACAAGAUCAUAAAUCCCGAUUAUCGAGCAAGCAUCCGCCAUGUCGUGUAUCGCGAGGCCUUGGCUACAUUCUGUCCCUAUUUCUCGAUUGAGUUUAAAGCCACAACUGAUGACACGCGGACCGUGGAGAACCAGGUAGCCGCUGCAGGCUUGAUUUCCUUGUUCAAUCGAUAUCACUUGAAGCUCGACGCCAAUCCUCAUCCUACUCCAGAGCAAUGGAAACUGGUUCGUCAUUACGGAUUGACGAUGGAGAAAGAAAAUUGGACUGUGUGGCUCUUUGAGCCCAAAAUAGCCAAUGAGGCUUGGGCUGGCUGCAAAAUACAAAAACUUGAUGAUGGGACUUGUAAGGCUGGAUCAGAAGUUCGCGGAUUGCUCUCAUGGAUCAACGAGAUUCAUCGCUGGGGCCUUUGCGAGUACGCUCCAGGAUGUGAAGAUGAUAUCAAACACAUUCUGGGGAGCGAGUUUGAUGAGGGAGGUUCUUAG
Messenger RNA from Rhinocladiella mackenziei CBS 650.93, 1491 nucleotides. RefSeq lists its product as uncharacterized. The record is from RefSeq and is a predicted model, not a curated record. The transcript has a single exon. Lineage: Eukaryota; Fungi; Ascomycota; Eurotiomycetes; Chaetothyriales; Herpotrichiellaceae. Bases 1 to 1491 code for a protein of 496 amino acids.